Aedes albopictus (Asian tiger mosquito) is the source of this 1747-nucleotide messenger RNA. RefSeq names its product putative aldehyde dehydrogenase family 7 member A1 homolog (gene Aldh7A1). Gene Ontology annotation, molecular function: aldehyde dehydrogenase (NAD+) activity. The transcript is spliced from 2 exons. The record is from RefSeq and is a predicted model, not a curated record. Lineage: Eukaryota; Metazoa; Arthropoda; Insecta; Diptera; Culicidae. Bases 104 to 1723 code for a protein of 539 amino acids.
UUUGGAGCACGUCACUUUAGAAGAAAAAAAUCCUCCUUCACCAGUACCGAACGGAAUCUGGGCUUGUACCAAUCGCGCUUCUUUUGAUUUAUUUCGUUGCAGUAUGAUAUCCACAGUGCUGCGUACCGGUGCAAUCCGCGGAGACCAGAUCGCGAGAGGCCUUCGCUUGAACACGUUGAGAAUGGCGUCAACUUAUCUGGUUGAGAACAGCAAAUAUUCCUUCUUGAAGGACCUCGGCCUGGGCAAGGUUAACAGCGGAGUUUUCAACGGCGAAUGGACCGGUACGGGUGAGGUGAUAAAAUCUAUUGAUCCCGCCAGCGGUGAUGUAAUCGCAGAGGUAAAGACUGGCACCGUUGCCGAACUGGAGAAAUGCUUGGAGGUUGGUACCACUGCGUACCAUCAGUGGAAAAAUCUACCGGCACCGUACCGAGGAGAAAUCGUGCGGCAGAUUGGCGAUGAACUGCGGAAGUAUCGGGAACCGCUCGGAAAGCUCGUUUCGCUGGAGAUGGGCAAAAUUAUGGCUGAAGGCGUGGGCGAGGUGCAGGAGUUCGUAGACAUCUGUGACUACGCAGUAGGACUGUCCAGGAUGUUCGCCGGGCAGAUCUUGCCAUCGGAAAGAGCCAAGCAUACCAUUAUUGAAAAGUGGAAUCCCUUGGGAUUGAUUGGAGUGAUUUCUGCAUUCAACUUCCCAUGUGCCGUGUUUGGAUGGAAUGCGGCCAUUGCAUUGGCAGUUGGCAACUCUGUGCUGUGGAAGGGAGCACCCAGCACUCCGCUGGUGUCUAUCGCCACUACCAAAAUUGUUACUGAUGUGCUGAAACGAAACAAUUUGCCACCGGUGGUUACACUCUGCCAAGGAGGCACUGAUGUUGGCAAAAAGAUGGUAGCGGAUGAGCGAGUGAAACUUCUUUCAUUCACUGGCAGCACUGCAGUCGGCCGAGAGGUAGGCGUUGAAGUUCAGCGCAGGUUCGGGAAAUUCUUGCUUGAGCUUGGCGGCAAUAACGCUCUUAUCAUCAACGACGAUGCUCCUACCGAUAUGGCGCUAGAUGCUGCGUUCUUUGGCUGUAUCGGGACUGCAGGUCAACGAUGCACCAGCACACGACGUCUCAUCAUUCAUGAGAAGUUGUACGAUGAAUUUGUAACCAAACUAGUCAAACGCUACAACAACCUGCUCAAACGAGUUGGACAUCCUUUGGAGGAAUCGACCCUGUAUGGUCCACUGCACAACCAACAAGCCGUGGAUAACUACAAAAACACCCUAGCAGAAGCCGUUAAACUGGGCGGCAAGGUGGAAUGCGGUGGAAAAGUCAUCGAUCGUCCAGGAUUCUUCGUUGAGCCGACUAUCGUUACCAACCUGCCACAUGAUUCUCCGGUGGUGCAUAAAGAAACAUUCGCCCCGAUUGUGUACAUUCUGAAGGCGAAAAAUUUGAACGAGGCUAUCGAGUGGAACAACGAGGUCGAUCAUGGACUCUCGUCGUCGCUUUUCACGUCGAAUAUUGGAUCUGCAUUCCAGUGGAUCGGCGAAGGCGGUUCGGACUGCGGUAUUGUCAACAUCAACACCUCGCCAUCGGGUGCGGAAAUUGGAGGCGCAUUCGGAGGCGAAAAGCAUACCGGCGGAGGUCGCGAAUCGGGAUCCGAUGCCUGGAAGCAGUACGUGCGGCGAUCAACUAUCACCGUCAACCACUCGCCCGAUCUUCCACUGGCUCAGGGGCUCGUAUUUGAAUAAAUAAGAUUGCGCUUUGAAACAUUG